AUGGGAGUACCUAUUGAGUCUGACGACAAGAAACCUACGCAAAAUCCUCAAGCACUCGACGGAGCCGAUGAUACGAUCUCUACCGGUGUGGUCGUUUCGCCAGAAUAUGACGAGUAUCUACGUUUGAGUGAAACCUUCAAGGGCGAGCGGCUGCAGAAACUUGUGCGAAAGCUCGAUCUGCGCAUUUUACCUCAGUUGAUUUUCAUAUACUUACUUUCCUAUGUGGAUCGGAGCAAUGUCGGAAAUGCCAAACUAUUCGGCGCUGAGGAAGAUAUGAAGCUGAGCAGCCAGCAGUGGAACACCGGGUUGAGUGUGUUUUUCGUGACCUAUGCACUAGGUGGAACACCCUCCAACAUCAUUCUCAAACGAGUCGGGCCCAAGAUCUGGCUCCCGGUCAUACUAACUCUCGUCGGACUGAUACUGGUCUGCUCCGGCCUUCAAAGCAACUACGCAGGGUGGAUAUCCUUCCGCAUCAUCCUCGGCCUUCUAGACUACACGUGGGGGUAUCGCGGCUGGCGCUUCAUCUACGUAAUCGAAGGCACAUUCACAUUCUGCAUCGGGCUCGCAUCCUUCUUCUUCAUCUACCCGUCGCCCGCACACGUCGGGGGGUGGCUCAGCCCUGAAGAGCGCCAAUUCCUGCUCCUCCGACACCGCUACUCCGCGGGUGGCGAGACCGGCGUGGCCGAGAAAGAAGGCUUCUCGAUGCGCUACGCCACGCAGUCGUUCCGCUCGUUCCACGUCUACGCCAUCACCGCCAUGGAACUGACGCUGUGCGUCGUCGUCUACGGCAUCUCCUUCAUCCUGCCCACUAUCAUUGCGAACUUGGGGUACUCGGCCGCGCGCGCCCAGGCGUUGACCGCGCCCCCGUAUGUCUUUGCCUGCGUGGUGACUGUGAUGUUCGGGUACGCGUCCGACCGGUUCCAGCAGCGAAUGAUCUUCGUCGUGUUGCCGAAUUUAAUGGCCGCGGUGGGGUGUGCGAUUAUCAUGGCGAGUGUAAGGUAUCCGCAUGUCGAGGGCGUUACGAUGUUCGGGUGCUUUCUCAUGGCCGGGGGACUGUAUCCGAUUCCGCCGGCCGUGACGGCUUGGAUUUCGAUCAAUACGGCAGGGUCGAUGAAGAGGUCGGUUAGUAUGGCGUUGAUGAUUUCGAUAGGGCAGUUGGGUGGGAUUAUGGGGUCGAAUAUCUUCAUCGCCAAUGAGGCACCGCGGUAUCCAGUUGGGUUUGGGAUCUGUCUUGCACUUUUGGUGGUGUUUGGGAUUUUGUGGCCGGUUGUCUACUACUUUAUUCUGAAGGGGAUUAAUGCUCGACGCGCUGCGAUUCCGAUCGAGGAGAUUCAGGCCAAGUAUACGGAGGAACAACUGGCGGAGAUGGGCGACGAAAGUCCGAUGUUCAGGUAUGCGACUUAG
Molecule: messenger RNA, 1404 nt
Organism: Aspergillus steynii IBT 23096
Lineage: Eukaryota; Fungi; Ascomycota; Eurotiomycetes; Eurotiales; Aspergillaceae
Product: MFS general substrate transporter
Exons: 6
Coding region: 1-1404 (467 amino acids)
Biological process (GO): transmembrane transport
Cellular component (GO): membrane
Molecular function (GO): transmembrane transporter activity
Source: RefSeq, a predicted model, not a curated record